This is a messenger RNA of Podarcis muralis (Common wall lizard), 3349 nucleotides long. The record is from RefSeq and is a predicted model, not a curated record. NCBI's taxonomy places the organism in Eukaryota, Metazoa, Chordata, Lepidosauria, Squamata, Lacertidae.
CCUUUACCUUUUAAGCAAUUAAUCCAGGGCAUAAAUGAGGCUUGCCAAGACCCAGAGAUGUUCCCAAAUAUUUCCUCCACCUUUUACAUUGCAGGUUUGCACAGAAGACAAAACACCAAACCGAAAAAACCCAGAGGGCAAAGAUGGCAGGCUGAUGACAUCUCCUCUUUCUUGAACGUUUUGGUGAAGAUACGAGUAAGAGGUGGUGGACAAAAUCUCACUGGGAAGAAGCUGAUGGCCUGCUGGCAUGGUGGAGAUCCUCCCUCUGCUGCCACGCUUUCACCCCUCCAGGCCCCAAGAUGUUUUUCCAACUGGGGUGCUGGCCUCUCCAGACCACUCGCCAAGGCGGCAGAGGGCUGUACGGCACCUCCGAGCAUGGAGGGCAUCUUCAGGGUCUUGGCCGCGAUCCCGGGACACAGGCUGGUCCAGUACAAACACAAGCUGAGCUGCAGGCGGCAAGGCGGGAAGAGUUGCAGGCUCCUUCAGGCCAUGAUUCUCUUGACCCUGGGCAGAGAGACGGAGGCCAGACUGAGCCUGGAAGCCUUGGAGAACUGUGCUGCCGUGGCAGACAUCUACAAGAGCCACCAGCGGAGCGCUGCAGCAAGCAGGGCCGAUCCAGCCCCUUCAAGCCAGGAUGCAGGUGUGGCGCUGGCUGUGGCCCAGAUCUAUUCGUUGUUAGUAGAGGAAAAGCUCUGUGGGCCCCUGGCCAGAGACGAGGCUUACCGUAUCGCCAUCAAGGCUUUCCUUGAGAGUGACGUCCCAAGGUCUGCUUUUGAGAGCCUCUUGAGCGAAGCUGAGCAAAAGUGUGGGCUGGAUUUCGUGCCUGCGGUGGCAAGCAACAGCUCCAGCGCUCCGAGAUGCGAUGUGGGGAAGCCUUCCUCCAGAGCAGCAAAGAGCUCGCCCAUGCCAGUUUUGAGUUCCUGGGCUCCCUCCGAAAUCCAGCCUCUGUGCUCCACGGGCAGCCCGGCCUCGCUGCUCAGCCACCUUGAGAUCAGCCAGUCUCCAACGUUGGCGUUCCUCACCCAUUCCGUUCAGCAUGGUGUCCCCGAGCCCAGCAAGCUGUGCAGAAGUGGCCCCAACUCCCUGGUGCAGCCUGGAGAAGUGGGAGCCGCUGCCGAGUCUCCAGCCAGUUCUUGCUCUGGGGGACCAGCGGAGCCCGUCGUGCAAGGCCAAGAGAAAACCAGGCAAACCAGCGAUCCUGGAGGCAACCAUUCUUGCUUGUCGGUUCAGCCUCCCCCUAAAAUUACGCAGCUGCUGGAAGAUGGAGAAAACAGGGAACCCCGAAGUCUGGUGGCCUCGGAACCGCAGGGUUGUGCAGGAUGUCCACUCCAGAACUCACAAGCGCCAUCCACACCUCUGCCUGGUUUAGAACCUUCUGCACUGUUUGUUCCAAGAACCGUGGAAGAUUCCUCUUCCCUGAAGAGGAGCUUGGAGACUGGGUCCUCUUCAAGCUCUGGUUCUCCUCCUCCUCAUUCAUCAGGACCUCCCUCGACAGAUCUGCCGGUGGAGCAACCCUUCUUCACUUUUGUUGUGGUCCACGCCCCCGAAGACGAGACAGUCGCCUGCCGGGUGAGGGAGCGGCUGGAGGCCCUGGGCGUUGCCGGUGGGGCAACGGUCAGUGAGGACUUCCUGGUCCCUGGGCACUGCCAGCUCAGGUGCUUCCAGGAUGCUCUGGAUAACUCAGCCUUCACCCUCCUCCUCCUGACGGAGAACUUCAAGAGCCGCUUCUGCGUGUUCCAGGCAAACGUGGCCUUGAUGGACUCCUUCCAGCGCUUCUGCAAGACCAACUCGGUGGUGCCCUUCAUUGCCAAAGAGAGCCCCAUGAAGAGGCGAGAGAUGCCUUUCCUGCUGGCGGCGAUCGUGCCGCUGGAUGAGACCUCGCCUGUCUUCGCCAGGCGGGUCAAGAAAACGUUCUCCCCAGCGGUGAUCCGGGAGAAGAGGGCCCUGUGGAAUAUCUCAAGGCAGAUCCGGAACCAGGAGCGCUUGCAGGAGCAGCAGAGCGAGUACCAGCAGGCCCGGCAGCGCCUGUCUGCCCUCAGGGUCAGCUUGCAAGCUCCGAUGCCCUUGCAGAGGGGCUUUCUGGGGCUGCAGACCCCACCUGACCACCCAUUUUUCUACUCUGAAAUGCCUCAACCUCAGCUGGGGCCUGAUCAAUUCUCCCAUCCAUAUGUGUUCUCACGGGGUUCCCCAGGGCUCAUGUCUGGGGCACCUCCGUCGCACCUCAUAAUCCAGAAUGCCCAAAUGGUCCAAAUCGGAGACUACAACCAAAUGCAGGUGGAGAAGGCAUGUGCGGCGGCAGAAGAGGAAGAAGGUGGUUUGGACGGGAGAGAGAGACCCGGAGGCUGAAGCUCAAAGCGCCUCCACCUCUUUGUGGCCUUGUGAUCAGGGGCACAGCCACAUGUAGAAACUCUGUUCUGCUCCUCCUCGACCCAAAAUGGGCGCCAGAAGAUCUGGAGGGGCAGCAGGAAACGGGAGCCCUCCUGGAAUGAGUUGGUUUGGUUGAACGAAGUUUGUCAAAUCGAAUCGGAAAUGUCCGAAAAAUAGAAGCAGUUCGCGUAACUCUCAGGGGAACCGAAUGAGGAUCCAGUUCGUUUUGGAGCAGAACUCAGAACAGUUUCUCGCCGGUUGCCUGAUUUGAGUUGACUUGCAUGCCGCUUUUCAAUCAAUUUGUUCCCUGGCUUCUCUAUUUGGCUGCAGGAGCUUCCAAUCUGAAGCUGCGCCUUGGUUUCUGAACGUUUUGGAAGUUGAACGGACUUCCGGAACAGAUUCCGUUCGACUUCCAAGGUACAACUGUAUAUGAAAUACAGAGCAUGUCAAAACUGACAGAAGACAAUUUAACAAACACAGAAUGAAUUCAACAGUACCAAAAACAAGAAAACAAAACACACAGCAAUCUAGGCUUAAGUACAUAUAAGCAAAGCAAAAUGAGAGCUAACUGACAAUCAAGAAUGGGUAUAGUUCAUCUCUAAGUUUAUUCUCUUACCUGUGCUUUUGGUCUCUUUAGGACUUCAACCUUAAAGACCAUAAUAGUUGGGGGGAAAUAAAUUAAUCUGUUCACAUUCCACUCUGUCUCUAUUCGUUCUGCUGCUUUCUUCUUAGGGCACUUUUGGCCUAAUCAAUUUGUUCCCUGGCUUCUAUUUGGACGCGAUUUUAACCCGGAAUUUUCCUGCCCGUUUCCCCUGUUUUCCACGAUUUGCUGAUUCAGGCCACCCUAACUCCUCUCUGGAAGCUGCUCCACACAAAAACACUCCCAUCGAAAACAACAAACGGACAGAGAGAUCCACGUAAAACUGACAGAAGAGCUUAAAAAAAAGAAGAAGUAAUUUUCCACACACACAAAAAAAAUGAA